AUGAUGGACUGUGCAGAGAAAAUUAAAAAUGAUAUUAAAAACAUGUCCAUGUAUGUCUCUACUCUGGUUCCCUGUGGUGGCGACGGCCCGAUUGACUUCAUCUGUCUGGUGAAGGGUUGGCUGGGUCGCGUCUGCCAGCUUUUGGGCUCAAAACCGAACCUCAUUCGAGAGGGCGAACUUGCGGCCUUCCUUUCUUACGCCAUCGCUUAUCCUCAAAACUUCCUCACUGUGAUCGACAGCUACAGUGUCAGCUGCAGUGGUCUGCUGUGUUUCUGUGCUGUGGCGUUGGGUCUGGAUGAGCUGCAGUAUCGGCCGCUGGGCCUCAGGCUGGACAGUGGCGACCUCUGCAGGCAGUCGCUGGAAGUGCGCCGAGUAACUCAGCAAACAUUUAGUCCGGAACGGGACACGGUUCAACACGGACUCGGCUGCGCACUUGUUCAGGAAGAAAAGUAA
This is a messenger RNA of Rhinichthys klamathensis goyatoka, 453 nucleotides long. Its product is annotated as nicotinate phosphoribosyltransferase-like. The transcript has 4 exons. Lineage: Eukaryota; Metazoa; Chordata; Actinopteri; Cypriniformes; Leuciscidae. The coding region runs from base 1 to 453 and encodes 150 amino acids. The record is from RefSeq and is a predicted model, not a curated record. Gene Ontology annotation, molecular function: nicotinate phosphoribosyltransferase activity. Gene Ontology annotation, biological process: NAD+ biosynthetic process.